Dichomitus squalens LYAD-421 SS1 is the source of this 2012-nucleotide messenger RNA. RefSeq lists its product as uncharacterized. NCBI's taxonomy places the organism in Eukaryota, Fungi, Basidiomycota, Agaricomycetes, Polyporales, Polyporaceae. The coding region runs from base 52 to 1875 and encodes 607 amino acids. The transcript has 8 exons. Gene Ontology annotation, molecular function: protein binding. The record is from RefSeq and is a predicted model, not a curated record.
CGUCUGUCUCCGCAUUACUAGUCCCUAGGCCGAGUGACCUUGUCGAAAGUCAUGCCUCGCAGAGUAAACCCUCGAGACCUAGCCAGAAUGCAUGAAGAACGCACGGCACGAUGGAAGAACCUCGUCACCUCCGAUCCUCGUCGCGCUGUCCGCGCUCUCGCAGUCAUUGGGCUGAAUAGUGAGAGCAUCGAUGGGGACACAUUGUGGGACACGCAGUAUGUUUUGCAGCAGCUUUCGCCCCUUGCCGCGGAUCCCAAGAGCGAGGUGUGGAAACGGCUGGUGAAUGCGGGGUUGUUCGACGCGCUGUGCUUUUGUGUAUUGAACGCCCAGGCAGCAGCCAUCGUAGAGGAUGAGACGAGGGUGAACCAAGCACAGGUGGACGCCGAGGGCAAAAAGCUUCCUUCUCCUUGGGCGUUGUCCCUGCAGAUCAUCUGCACUGCAACCGUCAGCUGUGGUAACACUGCUACGGCUACAGAGACGAAGAUGAUCGAGGACCUCAGGAAGAAUUGGGGCCAGAUGAUGCAACGCAUAUGGUCGCAACCAUUCAACAGCCUUGAUCCUGAUGUGAAAGGUGUCGUCGAACGCAUCUUGGUUGCGCAGACGGCUAUGCGACUCACGGUGCUCGACCCAUCGUUCCUCGGGGAACUCUCGAAACCUUCAGACCUCACCUUCGCAGUCUGCUUCCGUAACUGGAUGCACUCGAUCGCCCGCGAGGAUGCCCUCAUCAAUGCGGGCUUCCUCCUGGCCCUUCUCGACCACCGCCACAUACCCCAAUACUGGAAGUCAUAUACCGACGUGAACCCUCUCCCGCCGAUGAAAGUACUCCUCCCGCGCAUCCUCCUUGGGGCGAGCAAAACUCCCGGGCCGGCGCAACGGAAGCGCACUCCCCAGCAAGCAGCAGAAGCAAUCGUCGCCGCGACCGUAACGCACCUGACGUAUCCCAACGCGGGUUUGCAGGAGUACGAGCUGGAGCUUGCGUUUUUGCGGUCGCUUUUCGUCCACGCGACGACAGAAUACCCAGCAUUGCCACGCGCCAUGUUCAAGUCUCCGGACCUGUGGGCGGCCACAGCGCUAGUGCUGCGUCGGGCGGCCGAAGCAGGAACACAGGACGCGGAAGGGACUUACUUGGACGCCCUGGAGACGUUCUCUCGCUGCACCUUCGCUGUGAACAAGGAGGGAAACGAGUUUGCUGACGCGAUGAUCGCCGGUUGGCUCGAGGGUGGCUUGUUCGAAGCUUUCGAGGACACUGUCGACUUCUUCGUGAAGAUCAGGGGUGCGACAAGCGUGUUCGUCGUCAUCAUGUCGGCCAUCUUGCAAUGCUCUCCCAAGCUCAGCGCGAAGACCCAAGCGCUCCUUCGCACGCACCUCCCACGGCAGAGGCUCUCUGAGCGGUUGGCGGAGGAGUUUGGGCACGAUGGGAAAGACCAGACGAAGUACCAGGCAGACUAUGCAGCGUUCACAGCCAGCAUGCAAAGCGGGACCUUGCCCGACGUCGACAAUCCUAUGUGGGGGCAAGCUGCUUGGGAGACACUCGACUCAGUAACAGAGCUCUUUCAAGCUACGGAAUUGUCGCCGUGCUCGCGGAGUGGGUGCGAGAAGCAAGUCGCUAGCGGGAACGAAGUGAAGUGCGUUAACUGUAACGUGCAAUAUUGCUCGAAACAGUGUUUCAAGCGAGAUUUCCAGGAACACAAGGGUGCAUGUUCCGACCCGAAGCGACGACCGCCUACCGCGCGGGAAAUCCUCCUGAGGAAUCACGCCGCUCGAGAUGGCUACUUCAGGAGGAGGUUCAUCGCCCAGAGCUUGAUCUUCGUCGUCAUUGCUAUCGUUUUGUACUACCUGUUGCACGGUAUCUAUGGGCUUAUGGGUUCGUCGUAAAGGUUCCCUACUUAUUUAAAUCAUGGGUCAUCCACACUAUCUCAUUACUUGCGCUCCAGACUGCCUGUAGCGUCAGGUCAAUAUGCUUAGCGCCGCGUUCUGAACAGUAUCCGUCAUGCCGCGAAAGGCGAUCUGCC